This is a messenger RNA of Dibothriocephalus latus, 339 nucleotides long. Lineage: Eukaryota; Metazoa; Platyhelminthes; Cestoda; Diphyllobothriidea; Diphyllobothriidae. The record is from the annotation of a GenBank genome assembly.
AUGUUCAACCACUACUCAGACGCAACUAAGGAAGCCUGUCCAAUAUUGGGUACUAUUACCCACUUCAACGCGGAAGCUCUGAGACGCAAUGCUGGCUGGUUCGAUCAGUACACCUGGGCGCUCUUCAAGGCCCUAUCUCACAUGCUGUGCAUAGGGUACGGUCGUUUUCCCCCCAACAGCCUCUCCGAAGCCUGGAUGACCGCGAUCAGCAUGAUGGCCGGGGCUACCUGCUAUGCCAUUGUUGUGGGACACGCCGCCGCCCUGAUUCAGUCCUUUGAUGUCUCCAAGCGCCGCUACAGAGACAAGGUACUACUUGCGUUUACGUGUUUGACAGGCUGA